Molecule: messenger RNA, 1334 nt
Organism: Cucurbita moschata (crookneck pumpkin)
Lineage: Eukaryota; Viridiplantae; Streptophyta; Magnoliopsida; Cucurbitales; Cucurbitaceae
Product: cold-responsive protein kinase 1-like
Exons: 4
Biological process (GO): protein phosphorylation
Molecular function (GO): ATP binding; protein kinase activity
Source: RefSeq, a predicted model, not a curated record
ACGCUAGAAGAUGGAAGAUUGGUAGCAAUUAAGAAACUUUCACUAAACAAAUCCCAACAAGGAGAACCAGAGUUUCUAUCAGAGGUCAGACUGAUAACAAGCAUCCAACACAAGAACCUGGUUCGCCUGCUCGGUUGUUGCUCAGAUGGGCCUCAACGGCUACUCGUGUAUGAAUACAUGGAGAACAAGAGUUUGGAUCUCAUAAUAUAUGGGGUAAGCGAUCAAUUCCUCAACUGGAAUACCAGAUUGAAGAUUAUCAGAGGCAUUGCCAAAGGGUUGCAGUAUCUACAUGAGGAUUCCCAUCUAAGAAUUAUUCACCGAGACAUCAAAGCAAGCAACAUUCUUCUUGAUGACAGAUUUCAGCCAAAGAUUGGAGAUUUUGGGUUGGCCAGAUUCUUCCCAGAUGACCAAGCUUACCUAAGCACUACAUUUGCUGGAACUCUAGGCUACACAGCACCAGAAUAUGCAAUUAGGGGAGAACUGUCAGAAAAGGCAGAUGUAUACAGUUUUGGAGUUCUUGUACUUGAAAUCAUCAGUGGCAGAAAAAACACAAAUCUUUCUCUACCAACAGAAAUGCAGUAUCUUCCAGAAUAUGCAUGGAAACUAUAUGAGAGGUCUGCACUAAUCGAGCUUGUGGAUCCAAAGAUGAAGGAUGAUGGAUAUGUGGAGAAGAAUGUAGUACAUGUAAUUCAGGUUGCUUUGUUAUGCCUUCAGCCUCAUGGCGACCUGAGACCUGCAAUGUCUGAGAUUGUUGCCAUGUUAACAUACAAAUUUGAAAUCAUUCAAACACCUUUGAAACCAGCCUUCUUGGAAAGAAGGCCUAAAAGGAACAGAGAUCUCUCGUUGACUAAUCAUGCAGAUACCAUUCCUUCUCCAUUACAGUGAAGGCAACGCCAAUGCCUACUUUGUCAUGGAAAAGAAACUGGCUCUUUGACUACCUAGCCAUUGCAUUUUUUUUAAACAUUGCAGGAGAAUUAAAUUAAUUAUCAUAUAGUUUUAACGUGGUCUUCAUUCUUUAUGUCAACAGGACAUUGGUGUCUCAAUUUUCACAGAACAAUUAUAGUAAGUUAAAUAGAGAUUAUUCUCACCAAAGAGAUUAAUGUAAUUUCACUUUGUUUCUGCUAAUCUGCAUUGUUUACAUGUCAUCGAAGUGUAGUAACAAAAUGCUUACUACAUCGACUUACAUUCCAUCUUGAGAAAGUGCAUUAUUCUAAAUUUUUUUCAUAUCUGAACAACUUAAGCUUUUGAGUUUAAAGACAAUUUGACAUGAUAAUAUCAUAGUAGAAGUUCCAAACUCUAAUUCUUGUAGUAUUAUCUCCCACCAUCAAUUAGAA